Molecule: messenger RNA, 3130 nt
Organism: Brassica rapa (field mustard)
Lineage: Eukaryota; Viridiplantae; Streptophyta; Magnoliopsida; Brassicales; Brassicaceae
Product: serine/threonine-protein kinase tricorner
Biological process (GO): protein phosphorylation
Molecular function (GO): protein serine/threonine kinase activity; ATP binding
Source: RefSeq, a predicted model, not a curated record
UUAAAAUGCCCAUAACAAGAUUUGAACCUGGGUUGUUUGACAAAGCUAAGACAAGUAAUUACCGCUACACUAAGAGAAAUUUAUUGCAAAAUAUGGCCGAAAAUAAUUGAUAAAAAAAAGGUUGGAAGCAAGUGCUUCUUUUGUUUCUACCAAGGGCCGGCUCUGUAUCUGGUUGCCGACGUGGGACGAAGAGAGUUAUGUCGUGAAGUUUGUUUAGGUUGAGAUCUCAACAUCAUAAUGCUUAUAAAAAGAUUCUGUUGGUAACUUAAGUAGUGGAGUAGAAGAUAUUAUUUAAUCCGACUUUCAUUUCCUUUUCAUCUCCACUUCGAUGUCCCUUUUUCUCCAAACUCCACCACCCCAAGACAAAAAAUAAUGAUAACAUAUUAUUUAUAUAAGACUUUUCUUCGAAAUUAAUUAUUGUAUAUAUUUUCUUCAAGUAUGCUGUUAUAUUCACAAUUCAUCAUAUAUACCAAACAGUUAGCUCCAUGCUAGUGAAAGUUUCUAGUCUCAAUAAACCAGUAAACCAGAGUUGGAAUACAUGCAAACUGAAUUGAAUUUGAUGAGUUAGAGUUAUAUUAAAUACAGUGUAACGAUACACGAUUGAAUUAUUUGAAUUUUGUAGUUUAUACACAAAAACAUAUCAUCAUAUACGGUAUAUAGUCACACAUGAUAUAACAAGAAAUUAGACCAAUAAAACAUAACUAUACCUUCUCGGCUUCUCUAUUCAUUUUAAUUCGUAAAUUAACUAACAUAACAAGUUUUCCAUAUUUAUAACAACCAUUCGUGUGUUUAAUGAAGCUUUUUGAAAAUGAAAAAUUAGUGCGUAAAGGGAGUAGAGACAACCACUAAAUUAAAUGAUGAUCGUCAACAUCAGAACCAUUUGUAAACAAUUCCCUAUGCAACUAAAUAAAUAUACAAACAAAAUAACCUACUAAAAAUGGAGAUUAUAAGACGGAGUUUGCGCUGUAUUAUUUCUUAUAUAAACAAUCUCUCAUCUUCUAUAUGAUCAGAUCGCUUUCAAAACUUCUACGGUAACGCGACGUUUUCUAUUUUUUCGAUUGUUUUAUUUUUCUAGGCAACCGUAUCUUUAUCUCCGAUCUUUCUGCUUCUUUCUUAAUUUCAGAUACGAUGAACGCAGAUUAAGAGUUUAUGGUUGAGAAGAGAAGAAAAAAUAUGGAUUCCGCAAGAAGUUGGUUUCACAAGUUUCAACCUCGAGACAAGCCUCGUAAAAAAGAUAUGUUCUCCGGUAGCACUUACGGCGGUGGAACAGAAACCACGGUCCCCGGUGGAGGAAAUGAAACUGAGACGGCGGGGAAACUUCCUCCUCUAGGUGGAGAAGGAGAAGCACUCUCCAGUACAACCAAACAGAAAGUUGCGGCAGCCAAGCAGUACAUUGAGAAUCAUUAUAAGGAACAGAUGAAGAACCUCAACGAGAGGAAAGAGAGACGAACAACGCUUGAGAAGAAACUAGCAGAUGCAGAUGCAUCUGAAGAAGAUCAAAACAAUCUUUUAAAGUUUCUUGAGAAGAAAGAAACAGAGUACAUGAGACUCCAAAGGCAUAAGAUGGGUGCUGAUGAUUUCGAACUCUUGACUAUGAUCGGUAAAGGAGCUUUUGGGGAGGUUCGAGUUUGUAGAGAGAAGAACACUGGUCAUGUUUUUGCUAUGAAAAAACUCAAGAAGUCAGAAAUGCUACGUCGAGGCCAGGUGGAGCAUGUAAGAUCAGAGAGGAAUCUAUUAGCAGAAGUAGAUAGUAACUGUAUAGUGAAACUAUACUGUUCUUUUCAAGACGAUGACUAUCUUUACCUGAUAAUGGAGUAUUUACCUGGCGGCGAUAUGAUGACUCUUCUGAUGAGGAAAGACACUUUAAGUGAAGAUGAAGCUAGAUUCUAUGCGGCUGAAGCUGUUCUAGCUAUUGAAUCUAUCCAUAAACGCAACUAUAUCCACAGGGACAUAAAGCCGGAUAAUCUGUUGCUUGAUAGAAUUGGACAUCUGAGGUUGUCUGAUUUUGGACUAUGUAAGCCGUUGGAUUGUAGUGUCAUUGAAGGUGAAGAUUUCUCCGGAGGAGGCUUAGAGAGAGAAGAGAUCACACCAACAGCUCCUAAACGCUCGCAGCAGGAGCAGUUGCAACAUUGGCAAAAGAAUAGAAGAAUGCUUGCUUACUCAACCGUUGGUACACCAGACUACAUUGCACCUGAAGUCUUGUUAAAGAAAGGGUACGGCAUGGAAUGUGACUGGUGGUCACUAGGAGCCAUAAUGUACGAGAUGCUUGUUGGAUAUCCACCGUUUUACGCCGACGACCCAAUGUCAACUUGUAGAAAGAUAGUGAAUUGGAAAACACAUUUGAAGUUCCCUGACGAAGCAAGGCUAUCACGAGAGGCUAAAGAUCUCGUUGGUAAGCUUUUGUGUAACGUUAACCAACGACUCGGUGCCUCUCAAAUUAAGGCACAUCCAUGGUUCGAAGGUGUUGAAUGGGAAAAGAUUUACCAAAUGGAAGCUGCUUAUAUCCCUGAGGUCAACGAUGAUUUGGAUACUCAAAACUUUGAGAAGUUUGAUGAGGAAGAUCAUCAAACUCUGACACCCUCCUCUAGAACAGGACCAUGGAGAAAAAUGUUAUCUUCAAAAGACAUAAACUUUGUUGGCUACACAUACAAAAACUUCGAAAUCGUCAACGACUAUCAAGUCCCUGGGAUAGCGGAACUGAAGAAGAAAGAGACAAAAGCAAAGAGGCCAUCGGUUAGGUCACUAUUCGAGAGCGAAUCAUCAGAGUCGUCAUCGGACACGUCACAAACGGUGGCUGGUACGGAGAAACAUACAAUCAACCGUUGUUUCUCGAAUCCGACAUCUCGUGAAAUUGAACGGAAGCUGAGACGUCAAGAGUCCAAGUAGAUUAUCUAUCUAUUCUACAUAUGUGCCAAACUAAACCUGAACUAUUGAAUUUAAAGUUACAGUAAACCGAAAUUAGUCCAAAGAAGAUUAUCUAUAUACAAUCUGGAGAUUCUUCUGAAUAACUAUUCUCACUUUCUCUUUCUUUUCACUCUAUUUUUCUUAUAUUAGCCCUAAUUUGUAAGAUGGAAUACAUUCUGUAAUAUUUAAUUAAUCUAAUUAUAUAACCGGUUGUUUAGUUAGCUAA